Stylophora pistillata is the source of this 7042-nucleotide messenger RNA. RefSeq lists its product as uncharacterized. Gene Ontology annotation, biological process: regulation of dendrite morphogenesis; small GTPase-mediated signal transduction. Gene Ontology annotation, molecular function: guanyl-nucleotide exchange factor activity. The record is from RefSeq and is a predicted model, not a curated record. Lineage: Eukaryota; Metazoa; Cnidaria; Anthozoa; Scleractinia; Pocilloporidae. Gene Ontology annotation, cellular component: dendrite; neuronal cell body; guanyl-nucleotide exchange factor complex.
ACAUGCGAGUCUUUACAGACUGAAAAUGAUAUGACGUCAAGGGAGAGAUGUCAGGCUUUGCUAUGGGAAUACCAAGCGUCUGCGACCGUGGACAGCGAUGACACCACCAAGAGGAAGACAGUGCAAGGGGAGAAGAAACAUCAUGACACUCUGAUGGGAUCAAUCUCAGUGGCUGCUUCUUUCAAUGGCUUUCUCAAACAAACAACAAAACCGCAAGAGCGAAAUCGUUUUGUAAAGACUCAAAAUAAUGAAGAAUCGUUCUGCAACCUCGAUGGCGCAAAUUCUGGGCAAGAAAGAAACAAAACAAGUCCUAAACCAGAAGAAAUGAAAGCGGAGAAAACUAAGGUCUUUGAAAACUCAAAAGCCACUUUCAGUAACUCAUUGAACAGCGAAAAGGAUCGACUUGCAUCAAAUACAUUAAAGGACAGGUCAUCAUAUACUAGUAAUGACAUCAGUAAUCAGGAUCCCACGAGAGACCGAAAACGGGACCAUUCCUUGACAGAAGACGAAAAACAACAAGUCUUGUCUCUUUUAACAUCAACAAAGCUAAACAAAGGCCCAUUUUAUGCCGGAGAAAAUGAUAGAAGAAGUAAGAAACUCAGCAAUUCUGUUGAGGAUCAGCUCACCAAGCCACCUUCCCCUUCGUCAUUUGCUUAUUCACACUACGGGCAAACUGAGAGUCAGAUGAUGUUCAACCCUAUCAUACCCGCUGGUCGUUCCGCUUCUCCAAGCGUACACUCCGAUGUAGGUGAAAAUCAGAUUCCUUCCGUGCUCACUCCGACCUUUGUACCAAUUGCUGUCCCUGUCCCCAGCGUAGCUCCUGUACCAAUGCCACCUUACUGGUACAUGCCUCAGGGAGGGAUGAUGUCCUAUCCUCACCCAGCGAUGUCCCCGGUGCCUAUUGUUCCAGUUGACCCUUCAGAAACCUCCAAUCAGUCAGUGGUGUUAACAGAUAGUGACGUCAGCAACUUAUCUGACACGGACCCUCGACCAAAAAGCAAAAACUGCGCCAUACAAGAGUCUGAUAAAUCCGAACGUUUAAAGGAAGAAACACGAAGGAAUAACAAGGAAUCUAAACAAAACAUACAAGAAAACAAAGGAUCCAAACUUCCUCGACCGAUUUGGCAGAGGCCUGUUCCAAAGAACAGGACAGCAUCAGAGGAAUCAGAAUCGAAUGUCAAAGUUGAUCGACGAAGGGUACCGUUUAAUGAUGGAUUCAACAAGGGUAGCGAGGAGGAGAAACAAAUUCGUACAAGAACUCCUUCUCCAUCCCUUGGGAGACGAGCGGUUCCCCAGGAAGUCAAUCCUCCUCGCUCUCAAACGCCUCCGGUGUAUUGGACAAGAGAUGGAGUGGACAUGUCACCCCGUAAUAAACUUCGAGCAAGGGCAUCAACAGGCUCUUUACCAAACCGUCCCCCAAGACCAUCUAGCUCACCGAAUGGACGUAGAAGGUCAAGUUCUAUUACUCUAGGUUCAAUAACAAACAGUCCUGUCCAAGGACGUAAGAAUCAAGGAAGCAGGCCAUCUAGUCCCGCCGGAUCGCGAUCCAAUAGUCCCGUUUCUAUACUCGUUUCAAAAUUUGAGCAAUUGUCUCAGGAGUCUGCAGAUAGCUUCCCGCGUGUUCGCUCAGAUUCCGUGACGUCCAUGAUUUCAAGGUUUGGUUCUUCGCCCUUAGUGCCUGAGGAUCGUCUUGCCAAAGGGCAGUUUAAGCCAAACAUUCUUGCAACACCUAGCCAGCCAACCUCGAAGACUGGUCCUUUUCGUCCGUCGUCAGUUCGUAACAAAGUUCACUCUGCUUCAGAUCUUGAAACGUCAGUGAUGCGACCUGUUAAUUCUAUUUUAUCACAAGAAAGGGGCAGGGUAAGCGGGACCUCAAUCGACGAGUCAUCAACCUUUCAUCCUGGCGACCCACGUGAAGUACAGUGUAGUGAGUCAGACCCAGGCUCAACUGACAGCCGAGAACGUCGUAUUUCAACAUCUCAAUGUGCACUCCACGAAGAGAGAGAACCAACUUCGGAAAAAUGUCAUGAUUCAAGAACAAGGCUUUUGGAAAACAUUAGAAAAUGGGCGUCUCCGGAGAAUAUCAUAAGAGACUGUAGUUCAUCUGGGGCUCUUGAAAACAACACUCAGGAACGUUUAGUAUCUGGUCUCUCUCUAUUUGGCGAUUAUUGUACUAAAAGAGAUCAAGGUAAUCGAAAAAGUAAUCCUAAGGCUCGGCUUCAGAGGAGUUCCUCUGGGAAAUCGAAGUUAUCCACUUAUUCUGGGGGAUCGCCAUCCAGCAAUGAUCUCAGGAAUGACUAUAUUAUCAAAUCAAGCAACACAUCGGAUAAUUUGUCUAAACCCUGGAAGGGAAAAGGCAGUUCUUCAAACGGGAUUUCCAGAAAAUCGUCUCUAGAUUCAGAGCCUGUACGCGAGAAAGGUUCCCCACGAUUAACACCGAGGGAUCUUUGUUCAUCACCAGAAAGAGACCCUACUAUCCCAUUUUGCGAUGUCAGGAGUCCUAACGAUUUCCUCUGGUCUCCAAACUCUGACACUCAUAAAUUUGAGAUCCCUGUAGAUUUGGCAAUUUUGGACGCCACUACACCUAUCAUUUCCAGUUCUGUGGGUGGACUUGAUUGGACAUAUGGUGGAGUGGAUGGAAAUGUAAUUUCUCCCCCUUUUCCUCUUAGUCCAGGAUCAUUGAAGGAUUUCAAGCCAUCAAAUGAUUUCACAAGUGUUACAUUCAAAUGUGGAGAGAUGGAACCUGAGAGAGACACAAACUGUAUUAUUAACAAACCAUCUCGUGACACUACAGAAUAUGUCAGUUCUGACUGUGUCUCUAACAGGAGAGGCUCAACAGGCAAUUAUGCGAGAAGAUUCGAAAGAAAUAUUCUUCGCAGUACAGGUGAUUUGGAGACCGAAGUAUUUGCCUCUAAUUCGACCUCGGUUCAAAAGAGUUGUUAUCCAACGGAAAAUCCUAGCUCUAAAACGGAGAUCAACGAUAAUCCACGUCCUAAACCCAAAACUUCACCCUUUCCUUCGAAACCAGAAAGCUCGUCGACUAUCGCACAUGUAAAUGGGAAUCCUCAAACUCCAAGAACGAGAUCUAGAAUCGAUCAGGUUGCGCGAUCGAGACAUCCAUCCGGUGACUGUCCCCUUGGAAAAGAUAUUGCCACUGUAUCAAAGAAUCCUUCCUCACCAGUGACUCUUAGGAAAAUCAUGUCAAAUCCUCUAUCUCAAGACGCAGGUACAUCGCAACGUAGGAUUUCAACGUCCAAACGAAAUUCAUUGCCCACUUCGCAACCAAUUAACCUUCCAUCUAGCCGCGAUCGUUCGAGCCCGGUUGAAACCCGCCCAAUCACGAAGAGCUCAUCGCAUACUAAUUUAUCCCAAAAACAGCAAAAGUUCUUUAAAAGUCCUUCGCAAAAUAAUCUAUCAGUGUGUCAAUCUUCGAGAGAUUUGUCAAGGAUUUCCCCUAAAGAAGGAAACCUUGGUAAAAGCAGUCCUUAUUCCAAACCCAUACCAUCAAAUACCCCUUGCCUAAAUGGAGAAGAUAGCAAGAGCAGAGGUUCUUCAACAACUGCUAAACAAGGGUAUCCCAGCCCAUCAAAAGAGAGACAUGAUGCAAAAGGGCGGUCUUCGAACCCCCCCGUCAAAGCCGGUAGAACCAUUAGUUCCACUUCCACCUCUACUGAUCCGUCAGAAUCAAACCCAGUUAGGUACCCAUAUACGAGAAGAGGGAGCAUGCCUGCAGGGGGUUGUUCUACCAUCAAACCUUCACCAAAAGCGGCCAGCAAUCCUACUUCUCCACUCCAUACAAAGCCACCGAAAGCGAAAAUUGAGUUCUUUGGUGCUACAGGAGAAGACAACACACGCAGCGCGAUACAUCCUCGAGAUUCAAACAGAAAACACGAAAAUUUGACAACAACUCACCAAAACCCAAGGCCAAAAAGUCAGAUUGAUUGUGAAAGCAGUGUUGAUUCCUCGAAAGCUCCAUCUCAGUGUGCAAAAUCAUCCUCCAAAUCUGGAUUCUCUUCCCGAGAGCUCGCCUCGGAACAAAGCUCUAAUUCAAUGGGUAAAACUGAAGAAUCGGAAGUAUUUUAUAUACCUCGCUCUCAUGAAACUCUCCUUAAAAGUGACAUAACAUCGAGUAAUAGCAGUAAGCGAUUUCCAACUAACUCUUCAUCCGACAGUGGAUUAAACUUGUCUGAUACCGACGAGUCACGAGGAAGUAUCGGAAAAGGCAAAAAAAGUCAUUGUGCGAGGUCACCUCCUUUGUCCCCAACAACGCUCUCCCCUUCCCAUUCGCUUUCUCCGACAUCUGCAAAGUUUCCAAUAGGACACAAAUUUUUUUAUGAUCCAAAAGAUCACAAACAUCCACCUUCAAAAAAGGGGCCGCUGAAUGUUUCACAAAACGACCCAACGACGUUGGCUUUUUUAUCUAAUAGAUCUAAUAGUGUUCAACAGGAAAAUUCCUCUAAUCCCAUUAAGGCUUCCACAGGAAAGUCCAAGGAAUCUUCGAACAAAACAACGCAAAGUGAUAGUGAUAACUUCAAGCAUCCUAAAGUUGACAUGUCAAAAAUAACGGAUAAAAGUUCUCCAAACUCUGAUGAGAAAGCUAACGAUGUUCCUGAAAAACUAAAGGAAGGAUGUGCUGCUUCGAAACUAGCAACAAAGGGUAAAAUUGGGAGGUCCAACUCAAAAGAGUUUGUGGCGGCGUCCACACCACCUCCAGACAUUUUGGGAAGACCUGCUAGUAAAAGCCCUCCAUCUUCGUCAAGAGUUGAUUCUAAAGAGCUUCUAGGUCAACUGGUUAAAAAAGUACUAAACUCUGCUGCUGCUAAGCAAGGGUCUUCUCCAAAGACAUCAUUUGCUGAAUCAAAGAAUUCAGUAGCAAAAGCAAGUGCCAAGGGAAAGACAGUUGCUUUGACUAAUGAGAUAACAGAGGCUAAACAAGAAGAGAAAAUUAGUUGUCAAGGGAAAAAUCUAACGACAAAUAGCUCUACGCAUAAAUCAUGGCUGUUCGAUGCUGAAAAAGCUUCAAAGAUAAAGGAGAUAGGACUUUUGAGUGAAACUUCCCUAACACGAAAUCGACACGAAAUCACACCUGAAGGAACACUGCGAUCACAACCUGGUACCUUUAGUGAUACACCGAUUUCCUCCAAUAACGCUUCAAUAACUGAGGAUUCUUCGCGCGCGGAAAAAUCGUCGCCAGGGGCAAAGGGCGUGCUCUCUACAAUCAUCGACAUGAUACAUGACGAAUUUGCGUUUGAUGGCUACUUGGACGAUGGAGUAGAAGACGUCAAUAUGGCUGAGUACGUUUUAUCUUUGGCUGGAAUGAGCGAGGAAAACUUUAAAGAGGCCAUAACGGAUCAGUACAGUGACUUGUACUGGGAUGAAGAUCUUUUGCACGAGAUGUAUGAGGCCGUCACUGAGGGGCAACGGACUAGAAGGUCCACUUUGCAGUUUUCAGAGAGUACUGUCAGUGAUAUUAGCCCUCCUGAGUCUAUCGGUCUGUCACGUGAAGAAUCUUACCUCAGUUUAGAACCUUUGUAUUUCAACUCCAUCUCCAGAAGCAGCAGUGAGAGGAGCGGGACUGGAGCAAGGGACAUCCUCAUGUCCCCCCUGGGGGAAGCUACCGAAUUUUUACCCAUUAAAGUUAUUGCCCCUGAAAUGCAAGCUGACAUCCAGGAAUUGUUAACCCCAAUUUUUGAGGACUAUUAUAGAGUUAUGGGAGUCAAGCUGGUAUCGAGCGUGGAGGGGCUAGCAGAAAAGUUAGGCACCAAGAUUGUGGAAAUCUCACAGCAGUUGAUGCUGGAACGAAGAGCCAAGAAAAAAAGCAUGAACUCUUACAACAAGAUGGCGGAAGUAGAAAACAAAAAAGAUGUGAAAGACCUUGCUUCUAAACUGGUGAAUGAAAUCGAGGAAUGUGACAAGAAGAUUAUAUACUUGAAGAACGUUCAACGACAGUUGAGGAACGUGUACGCUGAACGCUUUGGAUUGGAUACCUCUCUGUUGUAUUCGUUUGUUGUCAGCUACAACACUUCUUGCGUGACGUUGGUACCGGAGUUGAACAACAACUUUUUAAACUUUUCCCCGAUUUGGAAUCAGAGAGGAAACGAAAGCGGAGAAAUCGUGGACGAAUCUCUCAGUGGACCAUUGCUUCAAUCAGGCACCAAACUGGGUUUAUUCUCUUACCUGUUUGCAAGACAUGCUAUGAGUCAGGCUUAUGUUCGGUAUUUUCUGUACACAUUUCGUUACAUUGCAACUGCACAAGAGCUAUUCAACUUCAUCAAGGAAAAGUGUUCAACGUCACUCAGAACGGAUUCUUCUGGACAAGUUUACAACCAUCAGCUGCAAAUUCGAUACCGUGGCUUGGACUUACUGUCUGAGUGGAUUGACAUCUUUUAUCAGUUUGAUUUCAAAACGAAUCCCAACCUCAUUAAGGAGCUGCUUGCCUUUGUUAAGGACGAGUUAAUCCUCGUGGACAGAAGUGAAAGAGGUCAUUACUUGAUGGAGCUAAUUGCAGAGAAACAAGAAAGAGAUAUGAAUAACAAUUUAUCAUCAGACGAACAUAGUGAUUUCGUGGCAGUACUUCAGCUUGAAGACCCUCAAGGUCUACGCGCUGUGGAUGUUCUGAGAAAGGUGCGUGCAAUUUCCAGACUAUCGUUUUACUCUUGUAUUUACAAUGGAACUGUCAAGGUCAACGCAAAGAAUUGUUACUAACUGCUAAAUAAGAUGCUCUCGGUAAUAACAUCAACGGUUUGAUUGUCGCAUUGCUUUAGAAAACGUUUUCUUUGGACAAUUUCUUUAAUAUAGGAGGCAGUUUCCAAUUGAGCGUCCAAAGCAUUCCUAGCUUACGUUGAUUUUGCUUUGCUUUGCUUUGCUCUUCGAUUUAGUUAGCCAAGCUCAGCCACCUCGCCUCAAGCAUUCAACCAAUCAGAUGCAAAACUGAAAUAAAUCAAGGCUUGGUCCCUGAGCUUCUGACGGUUGUGUUGUUGUCACUUGGGGUAUAUUGGCUUGUUGUGACUCAGAUCGGCUGUUGUUGUGAUUCCUAGCUCUG